CAAUGCAAAUAGUCCAUCUCUUGGCAAACACAAACAAGGCAUACAAAUAAUCACAAUCCAGAAUCCCUAAUAGGACAGCGUGUAGUAUCAGAUUCUAACUGAGCCUGACUCGAUAAACGCCGCCAAUAGGGGUCCAUUGAGUAUGCUCAUUGAACUGAGACGUAACAUAGAACUAUAGGGUCAUGUACAUAGUGUGUGAGCAAUGCAGAGCAAAGGUUUGUGCAGUGCGGUAUCACACGGCUGGAAUCCCACUACCGGUGCUAUAUAUUAUCAUAGGCUAGCUGUACGCCAGCCAUCACACAGCACAUGUAGAGGCGUUAUUGGCUUGGGGAUGGUAAAUUGAGUAUAUGCUCUCGGUUGGAUUGCUGGCGGCUGGCAGGACUCAGAGCGUAGCAUUGUUGUGUUCACUGCGAUGGUAAUGGUGGUGUACUUAUAUGUGGGAAGCUAGCCAGAACCGGGUCAGUUCAGGUCUCUGACAGCUCAAGCUCAGUCUCUUUAGCAUAACGCUGGUUCACGUUACUCUCUCUCUCUCCGACCCAUCUCACUGUCUUCUUGCUCAGCCAGGCUACACUGGUGAUUCUACCCAUCGGAGAUCAAGGAAUACAGCUCUUCAUUUGUCCUGUGUCUUGGAAUAUAUACUGCAGCUCAUUAAUGUCUAUGUGUAUCAUCGUCAACCAGGAAAUAUACAACAAUUUUUGACGUAUAGCUGCUUUUCCUCUAUACCGGACUGUAAUCCAUCAAUGAACCGAGGUCACACAUAGUUGCUCGCUGUGUAACAAGGACAGGUUUAUCUCAUAAUGAUAUUUCAUCGUAAUUAUUGAGGUAUAUAUCUUCAGACUAUUGAAACCCUUCAAUGGGCAGUUUGAUGUGAAUAUCAGCUGUGAGCUAUUCCUGGUAUUCUAUCUUUAUUCAGAAAGUGCUUGCUAACGUGUGUGACUACAUCAUACCCACAGAACAUUGUAGGUUGGCUCAUCACACGGUGUAAUAUAAUUGCAUUCAAUCAAUUUAUAAUGCAUGAAAAUAUCAAGGUACCUGCAUGCUGAAUACGAGCUCGUCAAGUCUAUGCUUUCAACUGCAGGAUUCAUUCAUUUAUAUAGUGGAAGCCAUAACUCAUCAGGAUUCACAUUUGUUGCCAACUUACGGAGACAGUCGGCAGCAAAGUGAUUAAUCACCAAGCGGUAGAUAUGUUGCAUUCCUUGAUCAGACCAUAAGCGGAUUUGUUUUUGUCUUUAUAAUUUUCCUUGGAAAUGAAAACUGAUGUGUUGAAUGUCGUUUGGUGGCUUUGAGCAAAUUUACCUCAUGUGAAAUCUACAAGCUACAGUACAUGAGGAUUGUUUUUACUGGAAUCCCUGUAUCGUAUGAAUAAACCAUUGAUUUCUAACAUUUUAUUAUCAAAGUACUGAUGAGGAUUAAUUGUUACGCUGAAACUAAUUCAUGAAUGAAAUAGCUUUCCAUUGGUAGCCAGGAUCUGCAUGAUGAUAACUUUUGACUACAACCUGUGAAUAUUUGCAACUCGAGUGCUGUGGAAUAUAAUUUAUUGGCUUGCAUUCUGCUCGGCUACGCUUUGCGGACUAUACUCUACUGGCACUACCAGGCUUGUCAACAUUUGGAUUUUAAUAGUCCUUGAAGCGGAAAGCAAAGUACAUUAGAGGAAUAUCAAUUACAAUCAAACCAAACAACUUGGCGUGAUACUGUUUCACCACCUCAAGCUCUCUUUCUUACAUUUUUCACUACUUGUGAUUGCCAUGGCAACUGCUCAUUAGAGGAAUAACAUUUCAGACAACUCAUCGUCACUGAUAUAGAUGUUGUUAUCACCAAGCUUUUAACGUUUCUAUUACUAUCGCCAUCCGCAAUCUGAUAUAGAUGUUGUAACACCAAGCUUUUAACAUUACUAUCGCCAUCUGCAAUCAGCAAGGGAGAUAGAGAGUACAUUAGAGAAUUUAAGUUCCCAGUAGAUUGAAUCUGAUCCUCGCGGGAGUGAUUUGAUCAUAUCUCCGCGGGAGUGAUUUGAUCAUAUCUUCAAGAUGAUUGAUAUCGAUGAGGCGAUGGCUCUGGAGACGGAGGUGGAGGAGAGCCAAGGGGAUAAGAAAAGAUUGGAGCCACUUAGAGUUCGAUCCUACUCAGAGUCCUACGUUAAAAAGAAAGCUUCCCCGUAAGGCCAGUGAUCCUAUAGGGACAAGGGAUUAUUACAAGGAAGAGGAGGAAGAUAUGACCUUCGUAAGGUUUAUGAAGAAUCACAAAUGUUAUGAGAUCAUCCCGACCAGCUCCAAACUAGUCGUCUUUGAUGCAGAGUUAUUGGUGAAGAAGGCUUUCUAUGCCUUGGUGUACAAUGGUGUCAGAGCAGCUCCACUAUGGGACAGCUCAAAGCAAGACUUUGUGGGUAUGCUGACAAUAACAGACUUCAUCAACAUCCUUCAGUACUAUUACAAAUCACCAUUGGUCAAGAUGGAUGAGUUAGAGGAACACAAGAUAGCAACAUGGAGAGAGGUGUUAAAAGAGAAAGCCAGACCGCUUGUGUGGAUCAAUCCAGAUCAAAGUUUGUUUGAAGCCGUCAAGAUGCUCAUCCAACAGAAGAUUCAUAGGUUACCAGUCAUAGACAACGCUACAGGCAACGUCAUCUACAUCCUAACUCACAAACGUAUACUGAAGUUCCUUGCUCUACUGCAAAAGACUGAAAUAAAGAGUCCCUCCUUCCUGAAGAAGACCCUUAAAGAACUCAACAUCGGGACGUACACCAACAUUGCCACAGCUCGACCGGACACCCCUCUGAUAACAGCUCUCAAUAUGUUCAUAAACAAGAGAGUUUCAGCCUUACCCAUCGUAGACGAGAACAACAAGAUUGUGGACAUCUAUGCCAAGUUUGAUGUCAUCAAUCUUGCUGCUGAGAAGACGUAUAACAACCUAGACAUCACCAUUCAACAAGCGCUCCAGUUCCGUCAGACAUACUUUGAGGGUGUGAGUACAUGCAAGGCUUCAGAGACAUUAGAAACCAUCAUGGAAAGGAUCAUCAAAGCUGGGGUCCAUAGGUUAGUUGUGACUGACGAUGAGAAGCAUGUGAUAGGCGUCAUCUCACUUUCAGACAUCCUUAAUAGUUUAGUGCUCAAACCAGCAGGUGUACCCAGUAGAAAGAGCAGCUCAUCAUCGUCAACACAAGGGUCGCCGCGGGUAUAGCAGGGUCACCAGCAGAGGGCAGUAUUUCCUACAAGUACUAGCAGUUGGGUAUCAGUUCUUAUGUUCCUCAGAGAUCGUACAAGGAGGGCUACGUGGUUUAGAAGAACCAUCAUGAGCACAAUAACAUACGGUCGCUUGAUGUAUCGGGUUCCAGGCCAUGGAUUGCCUGCUAGUGCAUCCUGCUGUAUUGGAGAUCAUGCAAAGUCAUCUCAUCGCCAAAGAUAUUCCCUGACUUAUUUUCUCUGUCAUUUUUUCAUUGUCACCAAUGUCUUCAUGAUGUUAUAAAGAUAUUAUAUUUUUAUUUUAUUUGAGAAUUAUAGUAGAAUCACCACAGGCACACAGGGAUCAUAAAUAGAAAUAAUUUUCUUUGUGGUAUACAGUCAAUAGUUCUACAGAGCUUACACGUUUGCAAAGAGUUACAUGUACAUGUAUUAUAAUUGCACUUUUCAAAGUAAACCUUUUGGCAACAUUUAUAUCUUUUUGAGACACAAGUCGAAUUAUAAGUGUUUGGGAAAUCCAAGCUUUGAGAUUCGUAGCAGAGUUAAACACAAAGAAAUUGCUUUAUCUGUGAUAUUCCACCUUGUGUUAGCUUUGGUCAGGCAUGUCAUUUGAGCAGCUCGCUAGAACAGCUGAAGACAGGAAGAUAUGGAGAACCUGUGUCUCAAAGUCCAUUUCAUUGUAGCCUUAACGGCCUCCAACCAAGCUAUGGGACAUAGAUACCUGUAGCUAGAUUUGGUUAGUUAGUUUGGGUUGCUGGGCUAAAAUGUUUAAAGAAUUCACAAAUCACUCAUUAACCAAUUGAAUACUAGAUUAUCUAAUUCCCAUAGGCUUAACACAUGGACCAACAGGUUCCAGUAAGCAAAGGGUUAAAAUCUUCCAGGAAGAAUCUCAAGUUUUCGAUGAUUCAGAUGAUUUCGAAGAUCGGGUGGAACGGAAUGACUGGAGUUGCAAGGACAGACAUUUCAAAUGUUGUGUCUCUACUCUAGGUGUUUUCUUAUAUGAUGCUGUAAACAUAUGGAUUGUAGGAAUCAAAAUGGGAAAAGUUGGUGGCCAGUAUACCACUUGUAUCUACUACAACUCGCUUUACUUACCUAUCUGUUUCAUAGUUGCCAAUCUCCAAUUAGAAUUGCCCCAAUACCUGAGAUUAAGAAAGUUUUUUGAACUUUCAAAGAACUUUUUCAGCUACGGGGCGCAAUUCUAAUUGGCUUUAGAAUGGCAAUUAUGAAGUAGAUAGGUAAGUAAAGCCGACUCAUAGAUAAAAUGUUAGGUCACAAACAUACAGAUAUGCUUUAGAAAAGAGUUCUGUGACACAUCCAACAUUAUUCACCUGUGUGACAGUUUGGGUGUCUAAGUUGAGACAUAUACUGGCGGACUGAAGCUAGCUGCCAGUUUUAAAAACUUUAGUCUGCUUCAGUCUGUCAGCACAAAUCUAAGGAAGUUAUGUGGACUGACGAUACAAAAACUGUCACACAGGUCGAUAAAUUGUAAUGUGUCUUGGAAUUCUUAUCUAAAUUAUUUAAACCAUCUUUUCUAAAUUAUUCAAACCAUCCUGAUCAAAUUGUUUGUCACUUAUAUAAGGUUCUGUAACACUGCUAUUCUUUCUCCUGUCUUGACAAUGUAAGUGUCCUUUCUGCAUGUGUUACACGGAAUCGAGAGUUAAUACUUUGAUAAUUUUUUAUCAAGCUUUUGAUUAUUUAUUUUGAUUACAUUGUGAUUUUCUACUGAAAUAUUGGAACAUGAAUUUAUGUUUGCUUUUGCAUGAUAUUCUUUUCCGUGAGAAAAAAAUGGAACAUAUCCCCUUUUCCUUGGAAAUUUGAAGAUCAAGCUCACAUAUUAUUCAAAGUGAUGCUCACAUAGUAGGAUAUGCAGAGUAAAGAGAAACACAUGGCAAGGAAUGGUUGUAUACUUUAAUAACUUCAUGCAUAGGGACUUGCUGGUAGAAUUUAUGAAACUGUACAUGUAACUAUAUCAUUAUAGAAGGAAUAUCUAAGUACUGAGAAUGUUCCUUUGAACUUUGUAGCAUUGAAAAUCUUUACAAAGGAAAGUCCUUUAUUUUAAGCUAUCAUCCCUAUAUGAUAUUGUUAGAAGUAUAUUUUUGAACCCCAAUCGAGUUCAAGAUUGUACAACAACUUGGAAAGGGCUUCAUGGUGUCAAUAUAUUCAGGACUUCCAGAUUUGUUCAAGUUAUUAAAACAAAUAUUUCCCCAACCACCAUCAUUAAAAAUUGUAUACCCAGUUACCUGUACUUUAUGAACAAAUGUUUGUUCAAUUUGUUUUUUCUUGACUUACUUUUUAUUUCUUGUGGUUUUAACAAACUUGGGAACCUAUGUGAAGACAAGUAUGUUUUCUUUGCAAUAAUUUUUAUUUUAACUCAUAUUUUGUGAAUGGACUAUGAUUGCAUGUAUACUUCAUUUUUUUUUCUUUUGGUGAUUUUUUGUUUGUUGCCAAAAACCUGUAUAAAUGUAAAUAGAAAGCAAAAUGAAAUAAUUUGUAGCAAAUUGUUUUUGAAAUAUUUAAUAUUGAUAUCACUAAUGAUCACUUUGAUUUGUUGCUUGUUAUCUCGUGGAUAUGAUUCAAGUGUGUUGUCAUUGUUAACAAAUGAACAUCACAACAAAA
This is a messenger RNA of Strongylocentrotus purpuratus (purple sea urchin), 5786 nucleotides long. Its product is annotated as 5'-AMP-activated protein kinase subunit gamma-2. The transcript is spliced from 15 exons. NCBI's taxonomy places the organism in Eukaryota, Metazoa, Echinodermata, Echinoidea, Camarodonta, Strongylocentrotidae. The record is from RefSeq and is a predicted model, not a curated record. Bases 2038 to 3171 code for a protein of 377 amino acids.